Meleagris gallopavo (turkey) is the source of this 2414-nucleotide messenger RNA. RefSeq names its product transmembrane protein with metallophosphoesterase domain (gene TMPPE). NCBI's taxonomy places the organism in Eukaryota, Metazoa, Chordata, Aves, Galliformes, Phasianidae. Gene Ontology annotation, molecular function: hydrolase activity. The record is from RefSeq and is a predicted model, not a curated record.
GUCAGCUGACAGCGCCGUGCGCCGGGGCCGAACGCUGCUGACCGCUCCGGUGCCCGCUCGCUGCCGUCAUGCUGCGGCUGCUGCUCCCGCUGGCCGGCCUGGCGGAGCUCCUCUGUGCGGCGGCUUCAUUGACCCAAGGCAUCCCUUCAUAACCACAUAAUUGCCUGCUGGAGACUCCUACAGAACAGAACAGACAGGAAGCAAAGAUGAUCUCCUUCAAGCAACUGCCCCUUGAGGCAAAGGCUGCAGUGGCUGCAGGAGUGGUUUUCUUCUCCAUGAUGUUAUCACGGAGUUAUCUGGCAGAACAACUGGAGCUCAGGACGCGGCGUUGGCUUCUGAGGCUGCAGAUGGCACUGUUUGCUAACACGCUGAUGCUGAUAGGAUCUCUUCAUGUUUGGAAAAGCACAGUCACCAUGUUUUCCAGGUCUUCAGCUGCCAACUCCUUCUUUUUCAUGCCAUGGAAAAUAGCCGUCUUCAUGUUUCUAGCUUUGGCUCACUCAAGUUUCUUUACUUUGCUAUUUCUUGUUGCAGAAGAGCCCUAUUUCUUUUCUUUAGCUGCCUACACUUGCCUGGGGGCCUAUAUUAUUCUUAUUUUCUUCCUCUUUGCUCUGGGCUCGGUAGAACAGGCUUACAAGUUCUUUGCUGGGAGAGGCAUUAAGGCAAACAGCAGUGGUAAGAGCAACAGAACAGCAAUGAAGCCGGUUUUGGCAGUCAUGCUGACUGCUGUACUGACUGUCAUUGGGCUGCUAAAUGCUUCCCAGCCUCCUACUGUGAAUAGAGUGGAGAUUCCAGUUCACAAGCUGCCCUCAACAAUGGACAACUUAAAAGUGGUCUUGCUUUCAGAUAUCCAUCUGGGACCUACUGUUGGGAAGACCAAGCUUGCCAUGAUUGUGCAAAUGGUUAAGGCUUUGAAACCAGAUAUCACAGUGAUUGUUGGGGACCUAACUGACUCCGAGGCAGAGAUCAUACGGCCUGCUGUUGAGCCUCUUGGAGAACUUCAUUCUCCUCUGGGAACGUACUUUGUCACGGGAAACCAUGAAUACUACACAUCAGAUGUUAGCAACUGGUUUGAGCUGUUAAAAUCUUUUAACAUUCGGCCACUCCAUAAUGAGAACGUGAAGAUUGUUUCACCAGAGAGCACUGAUGACUGGUUCUGCCUGGCUGGUGUUGAUGAUAUUGAGGCAGAUGUAUUACGCUACUCAGGGCAUGGCAUGGAUUUAAAAAAAGCUCUCAGAGGUUGUAGCAGUGAGCAUGCAAUAGUGCUGCUAGCUCAUCAGCCGAUGGCUGCAAAGUGGGCCCUUCAGGAGAGACCAGAAAUAAAUUUAAUUCUCUCUGGUCAUACUCAUGGAGGGCAGAUGUUCCCACUAAACGCUGGGGCUUAUUUUCUGAAUCCCUUCUUUGUUGGCUUGUACAAAGUUGGGCAGAACACCUUUGUCUACGUCAGCCCAGGGACGAUGUACUUUGGAAUACCCAUGAGGUUGGGCAGCAGAGCUGAAAUAACAGAGAUAAUUCUACGUUCUCCUUGAGGAGUUUCCCAUUUUAUGGAUUUUUGCCAUCGUUUUUAGUCAGUACAUUGGCUUUUUUGCUCUGAAAGAAAACGCUUUUUCAGGAAAGCAAUAAGAAUGUAUUAGGAUGGACUUAAGCAGAUUCUGUUAAAUCUGAGGAGAAAACAAUGUAUCUUCGGCCUAUGUAACAAAUCAGAGGGCGUGUAAAAAUACUCAAGAAAUUCCUUCUUUAUGUUCAUUGUUAUUGACAUUCUGCAUUUAAAGAUAACACAGUCACAGAGAUGAUGCAUGUUCUGUGCAUGUUUACUGUGUGUCCUACAGCUACUUCAUGAUUCUCUGUUGAUUAUGCGUUAGGCAGUUGCCUUACCCAAUCUCAGAUUGGUGAAAUUCGGCUCUCUUGCAGUGAAAUCACACACAUGUAUUUUGCAGAAGGGCCACAGAAUGUCCUCUGAAUAUCUAAAUUCCAGAAGUCUUAUGCUAAAAAAGGUUAUGGGAAAGGAACAGUUUUAUUUUUAUUUGAUUGUCUUUAUCUCACUUUGUCUGUAGCAUGCUGCGGGGCUACCAGUCUGCGCUGCUCACCAGUGCAGGGAGGUGCCAACAUUAUUUUCUGAAAUUCAGGUUUUCUUCCAUUUGAGAAGUUGAGGGAAACUGAUGUUUAAGAUGAAAGUAGCUGUCUCUCUGCAGGCAUUUUCCCUAGAAUAGUUGGGCAUUUAGUAAUUACUUUCUGAAAGCAGCUGUAAUAAAAGCAAAUGAAAAAUAAUCUCUUAAUUGACAUCAUUUCUGUUGCUAUUUGAGCAUUCACUGCUUUAUGUUGUAAAGCACAAAGUCAAGGGCUGAGGUAUUCUGUCUCUUUUUUCCUCUUUGUUCAGUGUUUUUGUUUUUUUUUGUUUUUUUUUGUUUUUUUUUUUU